This is a messenger RNA of Pararge aegeria (speckled wood butterfly), 3052 nucleotides long. RefSeq names its product protein fem-1 homolog C (gene m-cup). The transcript has 5 exons. The record is from RefSeq and is a predicted model, not a curated record. NCBI's taxonomy places the organism in Eukaryota, Metazoa, Arthropoda, Insecta, Lepidoptera, Nymphalidae. Bases 106 to 2172 code for a protein of 688 amino acids. Gene Ontology annotation, molecular function: protein binding.
AUUGUUUUUCUUUGUGCGCUGUGUUUAUUGAUUGAAUUUGAAUUUAUUAUAUUAGUAGAACUAAUUAUUUGAGUCGGCAACUUAAGUGAUAAUACGAAGUGCACGAUGUGGGAGGACGACGCCGUGGGGCUAGGCGUGGGGCUGGGCGUGGGGCUGGACGCAGACACGGACGAAGAGCUGGACAGCCUCGACGUGUCCGGCAUCGGCGUCAAGGUGCUGGGCGACGCCGCAUACUAUGACGCGGUGUUCGACGACCUGAUGCACGAGUGCAAGAACAACGCGCCUGGCGCGCGCCUGUCCGCCCGCCUGCGCAAGACGCUGGAGAGGAUGCCGCCCGAACGACGGCGCGCCGUGGUGUCGCGGCGCCGCGACGGCUGCGCGCCGCUGUUCGAGGCCAGCCGGCGCGGCAACGAGGAGCUGGUGGAGUACCUGGUGCACGUGUGCGACGCGCCGCUGGAGCAGCGCGGCGCGUUCGAGGCGGCGCACGACCGCAGCGUGCACCGCGCCACGCCGCUGUGGGGCGCGGCCGUGGCGGGCCGCGUGCGCGCCGUGUGCGCGCUGGCCGACGCGGGCGCGCAGCUGGACGCGCGCAGCGACAGCGGCUCCACGCCCGCGCGCUCGGCCUGCUACCUGUCGCACGUGGCCGUGGUGCGCGAGCUGCUGGCGCGCGGCGCCGACGUGCACGCGCGCAACCACGCGGGCGGCACGUGCCUCAUCAACGCCGUGCAGAGCGCGCCGCUGUGCGCGCUGCUGCUGGCGCGCGGCGCGGCCGUGGACGCGCGCGACCUGACGCGGCGCACGGCGCUGCACUACGCGGCGCGCGAGCGGCGCCUCGACACCGUGCGCCUGCUGCUGCGCCACGGCGCGCGGCCCGCGCUGGCCUCGCGCGCCGGCGACGACGCGCUGCGCACGGCGGCGCUGCGCGGCGCGGCGCAGGUGCUGGCGCUGCUGCUGGCGCACGAGCCCGCCGCGCCGCCGCGCGCCGCCGACGCGCUGGAGCUGCUGGGCGCCACGCUGCUGGACGCGCGCGCCGACGCGCCCGCCGCGCGCCGCGCCUGGCGCCACGCCACCGACCUGCGCGCGCGCCACCGCGCCGCCAAGACGGGAAUGCCAUUGGUGCACCUGGCGGCGGCGCGCGCGCUGUCGGCGGCGGCGCUGGGCGGCGUGCGCGAGUGGGAGGGGCGCGCGGCGCUGGCGGCGCUGGAGGGCGACGCGGACGCCAUGCGCGCGCAGGCGCUGCUGGUGGCGGCGCGCGUGCUGGGCGAGCGCCACCGCGACACGGUGUUCCGCCUCAUGACCCGCGGCGCCGCCUGCGCCCACGCGGGCCGCUACCAGCAGUGCAUCGACCUGUGGAGCUGGGCGCUGCGCGUGCGCGUGCAGCGCGACUCGCUGCUCAGCGCCGACACGGGCCACGCGGCCAGCGCGCUCACCCGCCUGCUGCUGGACGCGGCGGCCGGCCGCCUGCCGCGCGCCGCCGGCCCGCCCGCCGCCGGCCUGCCGCGCCACGGCGACGUGCUGCGCGCCUUCCGCCUGCUGGCCUCGCGCCUGCCGGCGGCGCGCGCGGCGCUGGCGGCGCGGCCCGUGCACCGCGCGCAGGCCGAGGCCUUCGACCGCGCGCUGCGCUGCGUCACGCACCUGCUGCACCUGCUGCUGCGCACGGCGCCGCCCGGCCGCGCCGCGCGCGCCGCCCGCGCCGCCGCGCGCCUCGUGGCCGCCGACGUGCGCAGCGCGCGCACGGGCGACUCGCUGCUGCACCUGUGCGCCUCGCGCCUCAACGUGGUGCGCUCCGCCUACUUCGCGGCCGCGCCGCGCGCGCCGCCCGUGUUCCCGUGCGCGCGCGUGGCCCGCCUGCUGCUGCGCGCCGGCGCCAGCGCGCGCGCGCGCAACGACGCGCGCUCCACGCCGCUGCACGUGGCCGCCAUCCCCUACAACUUCUCCACCGAGCUGGUGGAGGUGCUGCUGGCAGGCGGCGCGCACCUGGACCAGCCCAAUCAGUUCGGCGACUCGGCCGCCGACCUGGUGCCGCUCAACCGCGGCUCGCGCGUGUGUCCGCUGCGGCACGUGACGCUGGCGUGCCUCGCCGCGCGCGCCGUGCUGGCCGCCAAGCUGCCCGUGGCGCCGGACUCGCUGCCGAGCACGCUGCUCUGCUUCCUGGAGCUGCACCGCGCCUGAGCAGCACCGCGCCUGAGCAGCACGGGUGCCGCGCGCACCGUGCUGGCCGCCAAGCUGCCCGCGUGCAAGUGGCAAUGGCAUCCAAUACUCAAAAGCAACGGCUCGGCUGCGGGCGCGCAACUGCUACCCGUGUUGCAACUAAAUUGUUAUCAGUCGCGUUUUUAUUUUAUAAUUCUUUUUUGGCAAAAGAAAACUAAUGUUUCAAGUGUCAAAAGAGACAUCCUAAAGUUGUAUUUUUUGCAUUUGUGUCACAUUGUACCUGCGCCUUUCAAUAGUUACUGAAAAUCCAUAAAUAGUUUUAAUUAUUUAAUAAGUAAUAUUCUUAGUUAAUUGUAUGACUACCUUGACGUCUCUCUAACAGAGCUGAGGCGAGGUCGCGUUAUAUAUUAAAAUAAAAUAACUUAGGCCUCGGCACAAUAUCAAACGUAUGUAAUAAGCAAUGUGUUGUUCAAGUACGUAUAGUACGUAUAAGUAUUAGGUAAAAAUGUAUAUCAAAUAUUUAAUGUUCCGUAGACCUAAAUAUAUAUACACCCUUAUAAAUGUGCAAAAAUGUAUCGAUAUUGGCUAUUUAGUUUAGUAAACUAUGUAAAAAGUAAUAAAGUAAGUAGUAAGCUUGCGGAUUCUGCACAAAAAUUAUUUAUUUCAUUUGUGCAGUCAAGUUGUAGGUAACUAAACUUCCAAUGUAACUUACAAAACAAUGGAAAAGUAGAUUUAUUUGUUGUUUUAGUAGUAAAGUUCGGCUGCAGUUUGUAGUUCAUGCUUAAAACUACUUUUCAACCAACUUCCAGGAGGAAGCAGGAAAAAUCUAAACUUUCCAACUGUCCAAGUUGAUUGAAUAGCAAGGUAGCUGGUACAACACUUUGAAUGUCUGUCAUAGUAG